This is a messenger RNA of Brassica napus (rape), 528 nucleotides long. RefSeq names its product pectin acetylesterase 2-like. NCBI's taxonomy places the organism in Eukaryota, Viridiplantae, Streptophyta, Magnoliopsida, Brassicales, Brassicaceae. The record is from RefSeq and is a predicted model, not a curated record. Gene Ontology annotation, cellular component: plant-type cell wall. The coding region runs from base 1 to 528 and encodes 175 amino acids. Gene Ontology annotation, biological process: cell wall organization. Gene Ontology annotation, molecular function: pectin acetylesterase activity. The transcript is spliced from 5 exons.
AUGGAGAAACUGAUACCGUUUACAGGAAUUCUAAGUGAUAAAGCAGUGGAAAAUCCAGACUUUUAUAACUGUAACAGAGUAAAAGUUAGGUACUGUGACGGUGGAUCCUUCAGCGGAGACAGCGAAAAUAAGGCUGCAAAACUUCAGUUUAGAGGAAAGAGAAUAUGGUUAGCUGCUACGGAAGAGUUGAUGGCGAAAGGAAUGCGUCAAGCCAAGCAGGCUCUGCUCUCGGGAUGUUCUGCUGGAGGUCUUGCCGCGAUUCUACGCUGUGACGAUUUUGGGAAUAUGUUUUAUCCAUCCACAAGAGUGAAAUUUCGCCGCAAAGCCGAGAAGGGACCGGUUCAAGCUGAUACCGAGAUCCCAUCCUCUUCUGUACUGGCCGUUGCUCCGGGUCAUGGGACCGAGGUCAAGGUUCCGCAAAACGCAGGAACUCUUGCUGGCUCGGGCAUUCCAGAUACUUCGGCUCUCCCCGCCGGAUCGUCCACGACUCCGAUCCUCGUCGAGGAUAAGGAGAGGGCCGCUGUGUAA